This is a messenger RNA of Drosophila arizonae, 854 nucleotides long. RefSeq lists its product as uncharacterized. The record is from RefSeq and is a predicted model, not a curated record. Lineage: Eukaryota; Metazoa; Arthropoda; Insecta; Diptera; Drosophilidae.
AGCAACAUGCGACGUAUCUGCAAUCGCAGCAGCAGCAACAGCAGCAGCCAUCGCAUUUGCACCACGGCAGUGCCGCUGUCGCCGCUCAUAUGUUGGGCGUCGGUAUGGGCCCGGCUGCGGCAAUUGGACGAGGUGGGUCAGCUACAGCGAUUGCUGCAACCACUAUAACAACAAUAACAACCACAGCAGCAACAGCUACGUUGACAACAACAACAACAACAACAGGCAGCUUGCAACAUGGUGUGGCACACUACGCGCAUCCGCAUUCGCACCACCCACACCACUUUCCUAGCAUUCAAGUUCAGUUGGGUGCCGGCGGCGUUCACGUUGAUGACUUGAGUAGCUCCUCCACCUCUUCCUACGCAGCGCAACAUGCGCUCUACAGCACGCAUCACCAGUCCCAACAAAGGCGCGACGAUAACCUCGCCAAAUCUAGCUGAAAGUCAUAUCGUGAGCAUGAGCAGCAACAGGUCCCGCAUCCAUUGAAGAAGAAGCCGACGCUGGCCAGACGCAUCCGGCCAACCAAUAGCACCAGCAACACAACAAAGCCACUGAUCACCGACAAACCCAAAAUCCACACAUACACAAAGCUGAAGCAAACUGCCGUUAGCUUCCAGCAGCAACACCACAAUGAAGAAGACGAUCUCAGCAGCAGUAGCAGCAGCUCUUCCACGUUUUCAUCGUCCUCGCAGCAGCACUCCUCGGUGGACUAUGAGGCGGAGGAUGAGAACGAGGACAAACAGCGACAGAGAAGGCACAAAGAUGAGACCGAUAGCCUAAUACAUGUGCAGAACUUUCUGAAAUGCUUUGGUGCCAACGCCGCGACGAGCCACCCGCUAAAACCGCGUUCCUAA